Molecule: messenger RNA, 822 nt
Organism: Akanthomyces muscarius
Lineage: Eukaryota; Fungi; Ascomycota; Sordariomycetes; Hypocreales; Cordycipitaceae
Exons: 2
Coding region: 1-822 (273 amino acids)
Biological process (GO): protein transport to vacuole involved in ubiquitin-dependent protein catabolic process via the multivesicular body sorting pathway
Cellular component (GO): ESCRT-0 complex
Molecular function (GO): protein binding
Source: RefSeq, a predicted model, not a curated record
AUGGUGUCCGCCGAACGUCAGACCAUCAUGGAGACCAAUCGGUCGCUCCGGAAUAUAAAAAACGAACUGGAGAACCUCCUCGAAAAGGGCGUCAUUGACGAAAACGUCUUCGAUACCAUCAACGCAUCCCUCCCGCCCGAGUCGUCCCUGUCUGGGCCCCUCCGCACGACCGCGAACGCCAACGGCGCAUCGUCCAAUAUCCCGACCCCGUCCGUCGCCAGCGCAUCGCCCGCCGCCCGCGACAAUGGGCCGACCAACCCCCCGCCGACGCACGGCUUCCAGAACAUGAACCUCAACUCGACGUCACCCGCGCCGCCGUCCUACAACGACACGCCCGCGCCCGGCGUGCCCCCGCGCGGCGCCACCGCCAACAGCGGCAAGCCCGUCAUCGCGCACGCCCGCGCGCUCUACCGCUACGGCGCGUCCGACGCCCGCGACCUCUCGUUUGAAAAGGACGACCGCAUCGCCAUCUACGAGUACAUGAACCAGGACUGGUGGAUGGGCAUGAACCAGCGUACCGGUCAGGAGGGCAUCUUCCCGCGCAACUACGUCAUGCCCGAGCAGGACUACAAGGCACCCGAGGGUUACGGCCCGCCGCAGCCGCAGUACGGAUACCCGGCGGGACCGCCGGGCCAGCAGAACCCGUACAACGCCAACGUGCCCCCGAUGGCGGUGGCCGAGGGCGGCGGCCAGCAGGCGCAAGACGGCCAGGGCGGCAAGGCGGGUGAGUACGGCAAGAAGUUUGGCAAGAAGCUGGGCAACGCGGCGAUUUUCGGCGCGGGCGCGAGUAUUGGUAGCAACAUUGUCAAUAGCAUAUUUUAG